GCUAGGGGUUGAGAUAUGCCGAGAUAGCCUAUUGCAGCUUUUCAUAUAGGGCUAGACUGACGAUCAUUACCGUGUGGGGAGAGCUGUAAUCCAUGGGGCUGUUCGACGAUCACUACACGACGUCUCGUGCAUCUAAAUAAAUAACCCCAGAUCUUGGAAUACGAGCUUGAGCCUCAUCUGCUUUGUUACAUUCGCUACAGUUUACGGCAGAAUCGGAGAUUCCAUGACAUCGCAUUAUUCCGGUCAUGUGACGGUCGAAAGACCACCACAAGACAGGCUACGUCAAUACGAGUUUUACAAUGAGGGUCUAAGUGGCUGAGGCCAAUGCCCAACCGAGAUGGAGUCAGCUCACGAUAGGUAAGGAAUACGAAAACUAAUUUGGAGUCAUGAUAUUGAAGCUGGAAGAAUGUGUAUAAAAUGUUAGAGGUUCCCCCUCCAAUAUAGUCUUAACAACACACUAUCAUCAUCAUAAUCAUAAUCAUCUAUCAACAACGAUAAAGCAAAUCAUUCGCUCAUCUAUUCAUCAUUCAAAUACUUAAUCUUAAUACUUAAGAAUCAAAAAUCAUUCAAAAUGAAGUUCGCCAGCGCCACCAUUGCCACCGUCUUCGCUACCGUCGCCCUCGCGGCACCCACUCCGGCUGCUGAGGCUAAGUCCGCUGUCGCCGAUGUUCCUCAAUGGACCGUUGAAGGUCUUAAGCGGGUUUGCGAUGACGCCGACACUAGCUGCACAUGGACAUUCAGCGUCGAUACCCACCUAGCCGACCCAACCCCUUGCAGCUUCACGGUCAAGGGCAGCCCCGCCAGCCAAACCGACUCAGCUAACAAUGUCUGUGGACCCUACACCAUCGGCUCUGGCUGGAGCGACCAAUUUGGCCCCGAAAACGGCUUCACCACCCUUAGCGUCGUCGAUGUUGCUCAGAAGCUCAUCAUCUGGCCUUCUUAUUCCGACGCCACUCUUGCUGGUGGCGCCGUCGCUGCCGACCUUUCUUACCCGCCUACUUCCAUUGCGUAAAUCCCUAUACUAUAAGGAUGUCUAAGGAAUACAAUCAGGGAAGGAUUCACGGACUAGACAAGCUACAGGCGUUUUGAGGAAUUUUGGAGCAAAUAACAAGGUCUUGUAAUUAUUAAUCCGAUAAUAAACGAUGCAUCAAAGAGUUCUUUACCA
This is a messenger RNA of Hypoxylon trugodes, 1165 nucleotides long. RefSeq names its product small secreted protein. The record is from RefSeq and is a predicted model, not a curated record. The coding region runs from base 572 to 1012 and encodes 146 amino acids. Lineage: Eukaryota; Fungi; Ascomycota; Sordariomycetes; Xylariales; Hypoxylaceae. The transcript has a single exon.